AUGGCCCCCGCCGCCGCCGAGCAGGAGCUGCUCCUCCACCUGAAGCUCGCCUUCCUCGCCCGGGAGCCCCCCGCCUGCGUCCUCUCCCUCGCCAGAAAAGCUGGGGGAGGUUCUGUCACGCCACACGUUCAAAAUUUUAUUUUGGAGAGUUGUACUGGCAAUAAUGCAGGGGGAGAUCAAAACUGUAGUUAUGUUACAACUAUUCUUAAAAGGAUUAUAGCAGAAGCUGAGUUAUCGUCAGAUAUUGUGAUUGAUGGACUUUAUGAGGAAUUUGGCCAGUUCAUGUCGUCAAAAUCAAAUAAUUCAUCCUUAAAUAGGACUGAGAAGAUCUAUAAAGAAAUAUCUUUUAUUUCUCCUACAAAUGACAAUAAACGAGUAAGCUUGGUUGCUCGAUUAUCAUGUUCUAUCAAUAUGCUCGAAGGUGAUACAGGGUGCUCUCUUUGGCCAUCAGGUUUAUUCCUAUCUGAGUUUAUUCUUUCAUACCCAAAAAUUUUCUCUAGGAAGUGUUGCUUUGAGCUAGGUUCUGGUGUUGGUUUGGUUGGUGUAUGUCUGAACUAUGUCAGCGCCUCCAAGGUUAUUCUUACUGAUGGUGAUGCAUCUACACUAGAAAACAUGAAAGGCAACAUGGAAAUGAAUAACUUAUGCGUUGAGCAGGAAGGUUCUCAACUUCCGGAAGAGAACAAGAAUAAGGUACAAUGCAAAUAUCUUUCAUGGGAAGAAACAUCUGAAAGCGAUCUAUGGGACUGCAGGCCAGACUUAGUCCUUGGUGCAGAUAUAAUAUAUGAUCCGGUCUGUGUGCCGCACCUUAUUAGAGUGCUUUCUAUGCUAUUGAGAAGGGGGAAUAAUCGAGGAACUAAUAAUGUCGCAAACAAAGAAGAAACCAGCAACGAAUUCAGUAGCGCUGCGACAGAAGUUCCUGUCGCCUACAUAGCCACAGUUAUUCGGAAUGCCGAGACAUUCAACUGUUUUGACAAAGCAGCUGCGGAUGCCAAGUUGUCUGUUGUCAACAUUACCAACAGUGAAGCUCCUUUGAGUCUUCUUCCUUAUAUGCUCUCAUAUGAUAGAUCAAGUGUACAGCUACUUAAAAUUACAUUAUUAUCCUAAGACACUGAUUGGAACUCCAGCAGAUCAUUUUUUUUAUAGUAGUUGACUGAUCAUAAAUUCGUUUUUGAAGUAAUCAGUUGACUAUGAUCAUAAAUUCGAAAUGGUAUCAAUGACAAUUAUCAACGUCGGAUGUA
This is a messenger RNA of Oryza sativa Japonica Group (Japanese rice), 1238 nucleotides long. RefSeq lists its product as uncharacterized. The record is from RefSeq and is a predicted model, not a curated record. Lineage: Eukaryota; Viridiplantae; Streptophyta; Magnoliopsida; Poales; Poaceae.